AAUUUUCCCUUUGUAGUGGGUAAUCCCACGUUCUACAAAAGUGACUCAAGACCAGGAGGUAUGGCUUUUGUUUUCCACGGAAUAUUUCCGAAAAUGACGACAAUAAGUGAAUGAUAUAAAAUUAAUACAUGGAACUUUGAAUUUAUCUGUUCUUGAAAUAUGUCUCGGAAUAUUGUACGUACCUCUCGAAUGACAGAGUUAUUUUUCUGACGACAAUAUGAAGAUUGCAGGACAAGUUUCGCUGAUACUCUUCCUUCUGGUGUCUUCUACCCACACUGUUUGGCGCAAGAAAGUUUGUAACCUUGGCCGCUCUUGUCUUAGAUCAUACCCAUGCAUGGAGGAGUUUUUAAGGUGUGACUGUAUACCUCCACAAUUCGCAGGUCAAAAUUUUGAGGACCUGUGCUGGACAUCAUUGGCUUACGAAGUUGGUGCACCAAUAUGCUGUGUAAACAUAGAAAAAAGACAGGAAACGUCAAGGAUGUUGUCAAAUGCGGGUAUCAAUAAUGGGGACUUACUUAUGUCCGUGCUUCGUAGUACCGUACAAAAGAGAAAUAACAUUCAAACUGGAAAUACAAUCUUAAACAACGACGUGAAAUCAAAACCAAAAGAUUAUCGAACUAAGAUGACCACGAGUGCCAGAAGUAAACAUAAAAAUGUCAUGUUGAAACCACGUAAAACUAGCGUGCCGAAGUCGAUUUUUGUUAGUACUGAUGAUACAAGUUGGACUUUUCCGCAACAGAAAGUGGUGACGGAGUUUAUCAAUACGCUGCUACAUGCUGGGAAAGAGCUGGAUGGGAAAGAAAUGGACAAUGCAUAUCAAGGUUUCAGUCAUAAAUCUUUGUUCACGGAUGUGGGUUAUGCAUAUAUAAAUCCUGCUGUUGAACCAGGGCUUACCGAAUCAGCCGAUAUAUACCCAUUACAAAAAGAAACAGUUACGGAUAAAGACAAUGCAUACCUCAACCCUGUACCAAUUUCGGACAGUGAUAACAGGUUACAAAGUUCUCAUCAAAAUACACGUGGGAGGAAUUCCGAAAACACAUUCCCAAACAAUUUACAAAUAUCAAGUCUUACAGACCAUGGUAAUUCAGACUUGCAAUCUGUGCAAAAGAUUAGUGAGAUAAAUAAACACAAUUUAAUGCAAAACAGAAUUUUAAAUGCAUUAAAGUGUCGUACGGACAGAAAAUAG
This is a messenger RNA of Mercenaria mercenaria, 1186 nucleotides long. RefSeq lists its product as uncharacterized. NCBI's taxonomy places the organism in Eukaryota, Metazoa, Mollusca, Bivalvia, Venerida, Veneridae. The transcript is spliced from 4 exons. The record is from RefSeq and is a predicted model, not a curated record. The coding region runs from base 218 to 1186 and encodes 322 amino acids.